AUGGAUGCACGAAAGCGCAAGAAGAAAAGCGAAGCAGAUAACAAUAACCAUUGGAAACACAAAGUGCGCCCAAGUGGUGACUACUACUCUAAGGUAAAACCCAAUAGCGAGGGAAGUACAGCAAAGGGGAGUAAUAAUGAUGGUGUAGCAUAUGACGUACCAAUGAGGUGGAUGGACAUAGAGGGACGUUCCUGGAUGAUAGGCGAUGCAGGGCGCUUAAGCGCAAUAAAGCACGCAAGUGCGACAGGAAAGUCAGUGCGAAAAAAUGCAGUCCCAUGGGAAACCACUCAUUGCGCGAAGAUUCUUGGGAUUGUUCAGCCCGGGGUCAAGCCUGAGUAUUAUCAGGGCAAAUCAGUUGUAACGAGUGAAGGAGAAUAUGCACACUUGGAUAGUCAUGUUAUUUUCCGACAACCAGUGGACAGGAAGUUGUGUAUUGGACGUAUUCGCGAGAUUCUUGUAUCAUCCCAGGACGGUCAGACUGCAGAUCAUGUCACACUCCAGCUCUUCACAUUUGCAGCUGCUCUGCACCCAUCUCUCCACCUACCAUGCAUUGAUCUUACUGAUAAUGAGAUGGUUUCAACUGGUAUAGACAUCAUUUGUGCUGUCAAUAUCCAACAUAAUUGCCUCGAUUCACAGUGCACAGACAUCCAACAACAGCCUCUGAAGUUUGGGCCAUGGCCAUACACCAACUAA
Suillus subalutaceus is the source of this 693-nucleotide messenger RNA. RefSeq lists its product as uncharacterized. Lineage: Eukaryota; Fungi; Basidiomycota; Agaricomycetes; Boletales; Suillaceae. The record is from RefSeq and is a predicted model, not a curated record. The transcript is spliced from 7 exons. The coding region runs from base 1 to 693 and encodes 230 amino acids.